AUGAAGGCAACCCUAAAGGUCUCAGUGAUCGAAGGACGAGACUUGGCUGCAAAGGAUCGCACUGGAACGUCUGAUCCUUUCGUGUCUAUACGUCUGGUGGACCAAACCUACAAGACGCCAACCGUACACAAGUCUCUGAAUCCUGUAUGGGGAUCAGAUUACACAUUUACACUCACGGAGGCCCAUAGAAAUGCAUCAUUGGUUUUUACUGUCUUUGAUAAGGACCUUACCGGCAAAGACUUUCUUGGGAUGGUGCAAGUCCCAUUGAGCGAUUUGGUGCUUCCUAAUGUAGUGUUGUAUGAUAGCCCUGACACUGGUGUUUGGUAUAAGCUCUGUCCAAGAAAUCCGAAGGACAGCGUAAAGGGUGAUUUGAACUUGAAGAUCGGAUUUGCUGGACCUGUUGAUCCUGAGCUGAUUGCUCAUUUACGGGGCAACAUUCAAAACACUUCUGCCAAUCUUAUUGCCACCGACGAACCAACUGAUGAAGCACCCGAUAAUGUGGAGAACAUAAAGUCAAGUCUUGCAAGUAUGGAUCUUGUAGAUAUGAAUCACAAUGAGCUGGCUGGUUUGCUAAGAGUCGACAUUGUCAGUGCCAAGGAUCUCGUAGCCAAGAGUUGUUUCCCGUUCUGUACAUUAGCUUUUGGAAAGAAGGCUUUCAGAACUCGAGUAUUACGCCAAACUUUGAACCCUGAAUGGAACGAACGAGCCUUUAUUCACUUGAAGAAGCAUGAGAUCGAGUCGAAUUGGAUUCUUCAAUGCAACAUUCACAAUAAUCAUAGUCUUCCAACGGCCGAUAACGAAGUAUUGGGUACAGCACAAGUAUCGAUUCGUGACAUUAUCGACAAGGCCGAGAAACUUGGUGUGAAAAGAGCAGCAAAUCAACCAACAUAUUUUGAACCUGUCGAAUUCGUUCUGCCUUUAAAGGCCCGAGCAGAUGACGAUGGAAGUGCGACGUUGCUGCUCCGGUUCAGUUAUGCUUCAUAUGAAGAUAUCAGACGAAAUUUCUGGAUAAAUCUCGCCACCGUAUAUGAUUCAAACGGCGAUCAACGAUUGAAUCAUACCGAAAUCACAACCAUGUUUGAUUCUCUACGGUCCAGUUUGGGUGGAGAAAGCAUCCAAUUAGCUUUCUUUGGAUCAAUCAAUGAUGAAAGUGUCUCAUUUGAUGAGUUUGCUCGUAAUGCAGAGAAGAAACUCAAAGCCACCUCAGAUAUCAAGAAUAGCGGUAAAGAGAUGAUGGUGGUGCUGGAUAAGUGUAUUAUAUGUGGCAAGAGUUUGGAUAAGAGCUCGGAAAUGGACGUCAUUACACAUGUAGCAUUGUGUGGCUUCGAAGACCCGGGCAAAGUUGACAGAUUCUUGUUAGGCAAUUUUUUAACAGAAUCCAAUGCCAGCAGAAAAUGGUACACGAAGAUAUUAGAGACUGUGGGAUUCGGAGGUUACCAAAGUGGAAGUGAAACCAGCGCCAAUAUCCUAGUCCAGAAUCGUGCUACUGGCCAGCUCGAGGAAGAGAAGAUGCCUGUAUACAUCAGAAUGGGUAUCCGAUUGCUGUAUCAAGAUAGAGCCGGCCGAACAGGAGUGCAAUCCAAAAACAUCAAGGCUCUGUUCAAGAGGUUAUCUUUGCAACAGGGAAAAAAGUUUGACGACCCAGCAUCUACCAAAGAAAUAGCGCCAUUUGUCGCAUUCCACAAUCUGGACGUUAAUGAAAUUCUUGAUCCUCUUGAUUCAUUCAAGACAUUCAACGAAUUCUUUUCAAGGAAGCUGAAGAAGGAAUGUAGAACUUUGGCGUCUUCAGACCCAAAAGUUGCAGUCUCUGGUUGUGACUGUCGAGUUGCAGCCUUCCAAACUGUUGCUGACGCUCAAAAACUAUGGAUCAAGGGACGCAACUUCACUAUAAAGUCACUUCUCGGUCCUGGCGCUCCUUCUGGAUUUGAUGACGCUUCAGUUCUCAUAUUCAGACUCAGCCCGCAAGACUAUCAUAGAUUCCAUUCGCCAGUAGAUGGCAAAGUCACGUAUAUAUCACCAAACUUGGGUGAAACAUAUUUUACAGUGAAUCCCAUGGCCAUUAGGUCUUCAAUUGAUGUAUAUACCGAAAACGUAAGGCGAGUUAUUUAUAUCGAAAGUCCUGACUUUGGCCUGGUGGCUGUUGUGAAUGUUGGAGCCAUGCUAGUAGGCAGUGUCAUUAUCACUGCAACAGUCGGAGCGACGAUUUCGAGGAUGGAUGAACUUGGGUACUACCAAUUUGGAGGCAGCACAACAAUCGUGCUCUUCCAAAAGGAUCGAAUAUUGAUAGACAAGGAUUUGGUAGGAAACUCUGACGAAGGACUAGAAACGCUAGUUCGAAUGGGCAACAGGAUCGGAAUAAGCAAAUAA
This is a messenger RNA of Synchytrium microbalum, 2367 nucleotides long. RefSeq names its product phosphatidylserine decarboxylase. Gene Ontology annotation, biological process: phospholipid biosynthetic process. The record is from RefSeq and is a predicted model, not a curated record. Gene Ontology annotation, molecular function: phosphatidylserine decarboxylase activity. The coding region runs from base 1 to 2367 and encodes 788 amino acids. NCBI's taxonomy places the organism in Eukaryota, Fungi, Chytridiomycota, Chytridiomycetes, Synchytriales, Synchytriaceae. The transcript has 12 exons.